Messenger RNA from Plenodomus lingam JN3, 1713 nucleotides. RefSeq lists its product as uncharacterized. Gene Ontology annotation, molecular function: ATP hydrolysis activity; ATP binding. Gene Ontology annotation, cellular component: mitochondrial inner membrane. The record is from RefSeq and is a predicted model, not a curated record. Gene Ontology annotation, biological process: mitochondrial respiratory chain complex III assembly; protein insertion into mitochondrial inner membrane from matrix. NCBI's taxonomy places the organism in Eukaryota, Fungi, Ascomycota, Dothideomycetes, Pleosporales, Leptosphaeriaceae.
AUGGACUUCUCACUGCUCAAACACAUAGCCUUCAACUCCAGCUCCUCGAAUGGCACUCUGACUCUGCCGUCCACAAUACUGGAGGCGUUCAUCCCGGGAUACCAAAUCUUCUCCCAGCUGUUCCUUCAAAUCUUUGGAUUCGAUAUGGGGUUGAUCAUAUCUGGCUGCCUCAUCGUCUUCGCAAUCUCCAAGGGCAUCUGUCUAUUAUACUAUGAAGGCUACAAGUUCUUUGGGAGCUAUUUGUCGUCCACAGUCUACCUUGAAGAAUAUGAAGAUCUCUAUUCCUUUUUCGUAGAGUGGCUCAAUGCAGAAGGCUUCGUGACCACUGGCAGAACCUUGAAGGCGGUUUCUGCAGCUCCAAGUUUCUACCAGAAGAAGUACGCUGACGAAGGCGUGGACGCGUAUGGCAUCUGUAAUUGUGCAGAUUGGGAGAGCAAUGUAGCCGUUCGUUUUGAGCCCUGGUACGGCGUUUACAAGUUUUAUUUCCAAGGUCGGCUGUUCAUCAUGACGCGUAUACCGGGAGAUAGACGAAAAGGAGAGGACAGCCACAUUACUAUUCGAUGUGCGGGUCGUAGCUACGAGCCCAUCGCCGCUCUGCUGCAGCAUGCACGAUUGUUGUCCCGCUCAAAAGGAAUGGAUAUGACGUUUGUUUUCCAUUCAAAAUAUCUACAGUCCGAGUUUAGGUGGCAGCAACAGUCAUACCGGCCCGCCCGCCCAUUGAGCACGAUUUCACUUGAUGAGCAGAGUAAAGUCAGAAUCGUCAAGGAUAUAAACGAGUAUUUGCAUCCUGCCACUUCACGCUGGUAUUCUGAGCGAGGCAUCCCGUACCGUAGAGGUUAUCUUUUGCAUGGGCCUCCCGGAACUGGAAAGACUUCAAUGUCUUUCGCCUUGGCCGGGGUUUUUGGCAUGAAUAUAUACUGCAUCUCGCUCAGUGCGGCCCAAUUGACAGAAUCGUCUCUUAUGGACAAUUUCAACAGUCUUCCCGACCGUUGCAUUGUUCUGCUCGAAGAUGUCGACGCUGCUGGUCUUCGUCGUGAAGAUCUUCCCGCCGAGCCGGUUGCAGUAGAGCAGGAGUCCGCUUCUACAAAAGAGAGCGAUCGACCGGGCGCUCACCCUACAAAGAGCAACGAGUCCAAGUCUCAACCCAAAAAAGAAAGCACUAGUAGGAUCAGCUUGAGUGGCCUGCUAAAUGUCAUUGAUGGUGCUGGUUCGCAGGAAGGACGUGUGCUGAUCAUGACUACAAACUGUCCUGAGAGUCUGGACGAUGCAUUGAUCCGCCCUGGUCGCGUAGACCUCCAGAUCGGCUUCGGAUACGCCAAUUAUGAACAGACCCGGGACAUCUUCACUCGCAUGUACAACACGGAGAACCAUAAUAACCCGUCCACCAGCAAGCAUAAGUCAUCCGGUCCUGCAAACCAGGCGGCCAGGUUGCCACGGGACAAGGCAAAGCUGGCCAGGCUGGGGGGCGAGCACUUUCUUGAAAUGGUUACUUACCAGCCUACCUUGGAAGUCGCGGAGCCGGGAAAUUUGGCUGAUAUGGCAAGAUCAUUUGCUGUUCAGAUUCCAGAGGGCAAGUUCAGCCCAGCAGAGAUUCAAGGAUUUUUGUUAACCUUGAAAUAUGAACCCCUGAAGGCGGUUGAGAAGGUAGGUGAGUGGCGAGACGCUUUGCUUGGAGCGAAGAAGAAGGGCAAAAAGGUCGUCGAUUUUGAUUAG